This is a messenger RNA of Clunio marinus, 186 nucleotides long. The record is from the annotation of a GenBank genome assembly. NCBI's taxonomy places the organism in Eukaryota, Metazoa, Arthropoda, Insecta, Diptera, Chironomidae.
AUGAAGUUCCUUUUAUUGAGAUUUGUUGUAGUUGUUCUUCAUUUUAAUAAAACUCAUCCAAGUCCGUUCUUUCACUCAUCUCAGUUAGUGAAAGCUCAGAGUAAACAAACGAAAAAACGUAUUCGAAGCGAAAGCGAGAGAAAACAUUGGGAUAAGCUGAAAAAUUUAUUUUGGUUUAUGGCGUAA